Molecule: messenger RNA, 4269 nt
Organism: Nothobranchius furzeri (turquoise killifish)
Lineage: Eukaryota; Metazoa; Chordata; Actinopteri; Cyprinodontiformes; Nothobranchiidae
Source: RefSeq, a predicted model, not a curated record
AUCUCGUUAAUUUUCCGGGAAGACAGGAAGCCUCCAAGGCCGAUCGGCAGGAAACCCAACACCACAAAUAUCCACACAUCUUCAGAGUCCUCCACAGACAUCUGGCCUGUCCCGGAGGGGCAUCCAAGAGCCCCUUCUCCCAUUCUCAUCGUUGAAAAAAUUUCAUCAACCGCGUUGAGUGACCAACUGACGAGAACCAUUUAAGUGAAUUUCAGUUUCCAGAAAAAAUGCAGAUGCAGCCGUGCACCCAACACGCAUAGACAGACAAAGGCCUUGAGGACAAGACAUGGAGGAGAGGAGAAGAAAAGCGUCUGCACCCUCCAAGAGCCGGAAGAAGAGAAUUUCAGGUCAUUCUAAACAUUAUACUAUAGUAAGUGCAUUUUAAUACUAUAUCUGGUAAUUCUGAACAAUAUACUAUAAAGUGUGUAUUUUAAUACUUUUUCAGGUCAAUCUAAACAUUAUACUGUAGUAUGUGUAUUUCAAUGCUAUUUCAGGUCAUUCUAAACAUUAUACUAUAGUAUGUAUAUUUUAAUGCUAUUUCAGGUAAUUCUAAACAAUAUACUAUAGUGUGUGUAUUUUAAUACUGUGUGAGGUCACUCUGAAAAUUAUACUAUGUGUAUUUUAGUACUAAAUCUGGUCAUUCUAAACAUUAUACUAUAGUAUGUGUAUUUUAAUGCUAUUUCAGGUAAUUUGAAACAAUAUACUACAGCGUGUGUAUUUUCAUACUUUUUCAGGUCAUUCUAAACAUUAUACUAUAGUAUAUGUAUUUUAAUGCUAUAUCAGGUCAUUCUAAACAUUAUACUAUAGUAUGUGUAGGGGUUUCCUAUUCAGCUUCCAUUAAUUUUUUAACAAAUUAAAGGACCUGUUACUUCUGUACAAUGGCUUUAAAGUAAAUUAUCAUUUGACCUCUCAUUCUACAGACUAAAAAUGAAUUUAAACUUCAAAUGCUAUUUUGCCAGUGGAAAUAUGAAACACAGACCCAGCUAUAUGCAGUUUGCUGAAAUGAAAAACAUGCAGAUGCAACUUUUCAAUCUGCAACAGGAAGUCACAAAAGUCCAAGCCAUUGGAGAUGACUCCCAGGUGGGAGGGGCUCAACCCCUGUGCUCCGCUGAUUUGCCUCCAGAUAAGAUGGAAACGCUACAACCGGAUGUACUGAUUGGCUCUGAACUACAGGAAACACACAACAUGUCCCAUAUCGCUCCAUCCACAUUGAUGAGAAGUGCAACCUCCACGGAUAGUGGCCCGGCACCCCUGGUGUCGAGCCUGACGAACUACUGUUGGGACCUCUCCUGCCACAGGGUGUGUUCUUCUAAGACUCUGCUCCAAUUCACGAUCGGUCCCGUGAGCUUGACACACCCCGUGUACAUCUGUGAGAGUGGAGCCAUGCCUUUGCUCAUUGGCAUCGAUGUUUUGAAGUGCUUUGAUGCUUUUAUCGAUAUUGGGGAACUGAAGGUAGGUGUUAGAAAACCUCUGCCAUUCACUCCACCUUCUUUCCCCGACUCACGCUGCCUUGCGGUAGGUGAUUCUGAGCAUGGGGGAACCGCAUGCUCACUGCCGAGCUCAAAGCCAUCAGAGACUCCCUCUGAUGUUUUUUCUCAGAUUGAACAGGUUGUGGACCAAGCAGAUGCUCUUACCAACGAUGUCGAGCGAGACAAACACUGACAACUUUUGUUAAAAUACAAAGAUUUUCUUUCACUCGACUCCUUGGACUGUGAUCUAACCACUAUCCAUGAGGUCAGGAUUCCUACACUGCCACAUGCUGCGCCGAAUUUUGUGCGUCCAUACAAGAUUCCCCUGGCAUCCAACGGGCCAGUCCAGGAAAUCAUUGAAAGCGUCGUGACUAAAGGGAUCAUCCGACCCUGCAACAGCACCUACUCGGCUCCAUUGUGGCCAGUAAAGAAGCCUAAUGGUAAGUGGCGACUAACCAUUUACUACAGGCAACUCAACAAACAGGUUCCCUUGUCUAGGUAGCCGAUGGCGUGCCUGGAACAAGAACUCUCAAAAGUGAAAUACGCUAAAUACUUCUCCACCCUUGACAUUGCGUCUGGAUUCUGGACAAUUCCUGUCCAUAAAUCGGACCAACACAAACUAGCCUUCUCCUUUGCCAACUGCCAGUACACCUUAACUCGGUGUCCUUUCGGUUAUUCCAACUCACCAGCUGAGUUCAACAUCUUCUUGGACAAAGCCUGCCCUGAUGCUCGAGAGCGAGGUACCCUCAUCUAUGUCGACGACAAUCUUGUUCGUAAUCGUACCUUGGAUGAUAAACAUGUGUAUUUUAAAACUAUUUCAGGUCAGUCUAAACAUUAUAUUAUCGAAUGUGUAUUUGUAAUGGUUUUUCUGGUCAUUCUAAACGUUCUACUAUAGUAUAUGUAUUUUAAUACCAUUUCAAGUCAUUCUAAAGAAUAUACUAUAGUAUGUGUAUUUUCAAACGAUUUCAGAUCAUUCUAAAUAUUACACUAUAGAAUGUGUAUUAAAAUACUAUGUGAGGUCAUUCUAAACAUUGUACUAUAAUAUGUGUAUUUUAAAACCAUUUCAGGUCAUUCUAAAGAUUAUACUAUAGUAUAUGUAUUUUAAAACUUUUUCUGGUCAUUCUAAAGGUUUUACUAUAGUAGUGUAUUUUAAAACUAUUUGUGGUCAUUCUAAACAUUAUACCAUAGUAUGUGUAUUUGAAUACUUUUUCAGGUCGUUCUAAACAUACUAUAGUAUACUGGGAUAGGAGACAGAGUUGAGUUGCCAUAUUGACGGAACAUUCCACAUAUCUUCUGAGGUUUUUUUUUUAUGUUUUAGCCUUGCAGACUCAAGGGCGCCAGAUUCCGAUUAGAAAUUGUUUUGGGGCCAGACAGAGAUAAUUUCCUCUCUGUCUUACAGUUUGUUGGUCCUCAACCUGUGAAAAUCCCAGUAAUGGACCUUAAACUAUCCCAAUCCGUGCUGAUUCGUCCACUCUAUCCUUCAUGGCAUCCAUCUUCUGUGCCAAUGAAUGAAUCCCGGCCAAAGUUCCAAGCUUAUGAUUCAUCUUGACAAUUAUGUGAGUCUUUGAAUUCACAGCGCGGUGCAAGCCAUCUCUGAGUUCGGGGAUCAGGCCAAUAUUCCUCUACAGCUCGUUAAUUUUCCGGGAAGACAGGAAGCCUCCAAGGCCGAACGGCAGGAAACCCAACACCACAAAUAUCCACACAUCUUCAGAGUCCUCCACAGACAUCUGGCCUGUCCCGGAGGGGCAUCCAAGAGCCCCUUCUCCCGUUCUCAUCGUUGAAAAAAUUUCAUCAACCGCGUUGAGUGACCAACUGACGAGAUCCAUUUAAGUGAAUUUCAGUUUCCAGAAAAAAUGCAGAUGCAGCCGUGCACCCAACACGCAUAGACAGACAAAGGCCUUGAGGACAAGACAUGGAGGAGAGAAGAAAAGCGUCUGCACCCUCCAAGAGCCGGAAGAAGAGAAUUUCAGGUCAUUCUAAACAUUAUACUAUAGUAAGUGCAUUUUAAUACUAUAUCUGGUAAUUCUGAACAAUAUACUAUAAAGUGUGUAUUUUAAUACUUUUUCAGGUCAUUCUAAACAUUAUACUGUAGUAUGUGUAUUUCAAUGCUAUUUCAGGUCAUUCUAAACAUUAUACUAUAGUAUGUAUAUUUUAAUGCUCUUUCAGGUAAUUCUAAACAAUAUACUAUAGUGUGUGUAUUUUAAUACAAUGUGAGGUCACUCUGAAAAUUAUACUAUAAUAUGUGUAUUUUAGUACUAAAUCUGGUCAUUCUAAACAUUAUACUAUAGUAUGUGUAUUUUAAUGCUAUUUCAGGUAAUUUGAAACAAUAUACUACAGCGUGUGUAUUUUCAUACUUUUUCAGGUCAUUCUAAACAUUAUACUAUAGUAUAUGUAUUUUAAUGCUAUAUCAGGUCAUUCUAAACAUUAUACUAUAGUAUGUGUAGGGGUUUCCUAUUCAGCUUCCAUUAAUUUUUUAACAAAUUAAAGGACCUGUUACUUCUGUACAAUGGCUUUAAAGUAAAUUAUCAUUUGACUUCUCUCAUUCUACAGACUAAAAAUGAAUUUAAACUUCAAAUGCUAUUUUGCCAGUGGAAAUAUGAAACACAGACCCAGCUAUAUGCAGUUUGCUGAAAUGAAAAACAUGCAGAUGCAACUUUUCAAUCUGCAACAGGAAGUCACAAAAGUCCAAGCCAUUGGAGAUGACUCCCAGGUGGGAGGGGCUCAACCCCUGUGCUCCGCUGAUUUGCCUCCAGAUAAGAUGGAAACGCUACAACCGGAUGUACUGAUUGGCUCUGAACUA